AUGGCUACUGUUACUGGGCACUACCAACCUGCUGCUCUGCCAGCAGGUUACAAAGCUCACUGGAAUACGCAAUACAGCGCUUGGUUCUACGAGAAUAUAUACACAGGAGCGUCUGUAUGGGAGAAACCAAUUCAACCCGCGAUCCCACCUGUAUCACAAGCAAGUCCACCGGCUGCACCACCACCAGGAUAUCAAAAUAGUACAAGUGAAAACAAAAACGAUGCUUCUCUUCAAACGGCGAUGGCAAAUGUCUCAUUGGGGCCCCAGAAAGAGGUUCAGCAACAGUCUAGUUACUUUCCUGAGACUCACAAACCUCAAGCUUAUAAUCAGUAUCCUCCCGCAGCGGCCACCAAUGCGCCAAACCACCACCAGCAGCCUUCAUAUAGUACAUCACAAGCUCAGACUUAUCAACAAGCUAACCCAAGCACUCAAACGCCAGUCACCCAAGCAUACAGUGCUCAGUCGCCGACAAACCCUGUAGUGCAACAGCAGGCUACCCCGCAAGGAGGUUAUGCUGGACAAGGACAACCUGUAUAUCAGACACAUACACCUAUAUCCGUUACAUCACCCGUUCAGCAAAACCAAUAUGGACAGCAAGCAACUCCCCAGUCAUAUCAACCAACCCCAUCUCCGAGUGUCAACACGCAAGGAUAUGCUCAACAGACUACUUAUACGCCAGUGUCUACUCCUGGUCAGGUUCUUUCACCACAACCAGGAGCGCCUGUCACAUAUUCGCAACAAACAGCUCCAACUCCCACAACACAAGCUGCUUCAACUCCGGCGUAUGCUGCCUAUCCUUCUCCAGCUGCUACCCCUGGAACGCAACCUCAAUAUGUCCAAACACCUGUGUACGGUCAACAGCAACCGGUAUAUGCUACUCAAGCAACUCCAGGUAUACAGCAGCAGCCACAACAGCCACAACAACAGCAACAAAUGCAACAACCCUAUGCCCAACAACAAGGCUACGCUCAACCAGCAGCCACCGCGGCUCCAAUGAACAACACCAUGCAACCCACAGCAGCUCAAGCAGGACUCGCAGGCGUAGUCGGCGGCGGAAUAGUAGGUGGUCUCGUCGCUCACAACGCAGGCACUCCCCAAUACGCAGUCAGAUCCGGCAGUGUAGCUGCUCCAUCCCCACAACCAGGUUACGGCAUCCAACAAGCAACAACCCCAGGUUAUGCACCCCAACCCGUCUACGCAGCGCAACCAGUCUACGCUACCACUCCAGGCGUACAGCAGCAAGGCGUACCAGUCUACGGCCAACCCCAACAACCCGGCGUAUACCCCCAACAACAACCUCAACUCAUGCAACAACCACAACCUCAAUACGCCGUCGCAGGUGCCGCACCAGUCGCUGUAGGCGCAGCAGCUGGAGCCAAACCCAAACCAGCCAGCAAAGCAGGCGGCCUUGCGCUUCUAGGCGGUGGUGCCGGGUUGCUGGCUGGUGGUGCGUUGAUGGCAGGCAUGAUGAAUAAGGAGACGAAGAAAUUGAAGAAGCAGAUUUUUGGGAAGAGUAGUGGUGGGGGCCAUGGUGGGGGAGGACAUGGAGGUGGUGGACAUGGGGGUGGACAUGGUGAAGGACAACAUGAGGAACAAUAUGCCGAGGAGGAAUAUGAAGAGGAUGGGGGUGGGGAUGAUGGGGGUGGGUGGGGGGAUUUUGAGUUUUAA
Messenger RNA from Glarea lozoyensis ATCC 20868, 1668 nucleotides. Its product is annotated as WW. The record is from RefSeq and is a predicted model, not a curated record. The coding region runs from base 1 to 1668 and encodes 555 amino acids. The transcript is spliced from 2 exons. Gene Ontology annotation, molecular function: protein binding. Lineage: Eukaryota; Fungi; Ascomycota; Leotiomycetes; Helotiales; Helotiaceae.